AUAUUUCAUCUCUCUAAAUCGACCAAAAUUGAAACUACAAAAACUGCAUUGAAAAAAAAAUCCAAUCUUGACGCUUUUCUUCGACUACACAGCUCCAUUUUCGCCCAUCUCAGAUCUGCUCUCCUAGCCAGGUUUUAUUCCUUUGAGAAAUUAUGCCCAAUUCCGUAGCAGAGCCGCACCACCAAAACGGCGUCGCAGAUCCAAAAUCGAGCAACGGCAAUGCCAGCGGUAAGCCGUUCAAGAUCUUCAUCGGCUACGAUCCGCGCGAGGAUCUCGCCUACGAAGUCUGCCGCUACUCUCUAUUGAAAAGAUCUUCGAUCCCGCUCGAAAUCCACCCGAUCAAGCAAUCCGAAUUGCGCGAAAAGGGGGUUUAUUGGCGUGAAAGGGGGAAAUUAGAGAGCACGGAGUUCUCAUUCUCCCGUUUCCUCACUCCAUUCCUCGCCAAUUUCGACGGCUGGGCGGUUUUCGUGGAUUGCGAUUUCCUAUACCUAGCCGAUAUCAGCGAAUUGUUCCGAUUGAUCGAUGAGAAAUACGCGAUCAUGUGCGUUCAGCACGAUUACGCCCCUAAAGAGACCACGAAGAUGGAUGGGGCCGUGCAGACUGUGUAUCCGAGGAAGAACUGGUCUUCGAUGGUGGUCUACAACUGCGGCCACCCGAAGAAUCGCGUGCUAACGCCCGAUGUCGUGAACAAGGAGACGGGAGCGUACCUGCAUAGGUUCCAAUGGCUUGAAGAUGGUGAGAUUGGUGAGGUUCCUUUUGUGUGGAACUUCCUUGUGGGGCACAAUAGGGCGGUGGAGGGUGAUCCGAGCACGUAUCCGAAGGCGAUACAUUACACGCUUGGGGGGCCGUGGUUUGAGCAAUGGAAGGAUUGUGAGUUUGGUGAGCUAUGGUUGAAGGAGUUGGAGGAGAUGAGGAAGGAUUAGGUGUUGUAGGUCUUUCGACAAUGUAGGUUCGUGGAGGAGGGGGAUUCGGAUCGUUGGCAUUUGUUUUGAGAGGAUUCUUUUGCUGGGAUUGGAGUUAUGUGUUUGUUGGUUUAUAUGUGAAUGUUGUUUGGUUGUGUGAGGGUUGUAUUUUUUUGUGAUGGUUAUUGUUUGGUGAAGGGGGAUUAUGUAGGAUGGUUGGCUUGAUUCAGAUUGAGUUUUGUUGUAGCAUGAUUGAAGUUGUCCUGAGCUAUAUAAUGUUGAGUCAUCUGCAGAGAA
Salvia hispanica is the source of this 1199-nucleotide messenger RNA. Lineage: Eukaryota; Viridiplantae; Streptophyta; Magnoliopsida; Lamiales; Lamiaceae. The record is from RefSeq and is a predicted model, not a curated record.